This is a messenger RNA of Neoarthrinium moseri, 645 nucleotides long. RefSeq lists its product as uncharacterized. The transcript has a single exon. The coding region runs from base 1 to 645 and encodes 214 amino acids. The record is from RefSeq and is a predicted model, not a curated record. Gene Ontology annotation, molecular function: oxidoreductase activity, acting on a sulfur group of donors, disulfide as acceptor. NCBI's taxonomy places the organism in Eukaryota, Fungi, Ascomycota, Sordariomycetes, Amphisphaeriales, Apiosporaceae.
AUGGAGGAGAAGAGGCCGUCGCGGCCUCGAUCUCUGCGACGAAACAGGCCGCUGCUCACAUUCGCCGUCGUCGCCAUCCUCUUGUACGCAUUCUACACCUUCCACCCCUUUACCACGUACGCCGGCCACCAAUGGGCACCAUCCAAGGCGGCCCAGGGAGCCGCCGCCGCCCCGAAGGACACCAAGGCGACGACCGCGACGACCGCGACUGCCGCCCAAGGCCUCGUGCCGCUCGAGGCGCACAUCAUGAGCAAGUGCCCGGACGCGAAGGAUUGCCUCAAGGAUAUGAUCCUGCCGACCAUGAUGCGCGUGAACGAAAAGGUCAACUUCACCCUGUCGUACAUCGGCACGCCCACCGAUUCCAACGACGGCGUCGAGUGCAAGCAUGGCCCGAACGAGUGCAUGGGUAACAUCCUCGAGCUGUGCGCUGCGCAUCUGUACCCGGACCCCAAGAGCUACCUGGGGUUCACCAUGUGCCUGACCCGGGACUACAAGCUGAUCCCCCAGCGGGAGUUGGUGGAGGACUGCGCCCUGGAGCAUGCCAUCGAUUUCGAGAAGCUCAACGACUGCGCGGCUAAGGAUGACGGCGCAUUUGGCAUCUCGUUGCUGAGGGACAGCGUCAAGAGAUCAGCCGCUGUACGUUAG